UGCCAUGCACCUUCGUGUUAAUUUCAGCCGUAGGAUGUCUGAAUCACUGAAAAGUAUAGGGCGCUGUCUCUUGUGCUCCCUACAGAAAUAAAACAGAACAGGAAAAUCCCAUAACUCUUCUUCGCGGAUCUGUCAUAAAUCACAAACCAAGCUUGAAGCGUUCCUUUUGUUGUGUUUAGUUCUUGAAGAACUAUUACACUAGUUCAAAAACACUUGUUUCUGUUUCGCUUCCCACCGAGACCUCAAAAGGAGCUACCUUUUCUCUCUCCACUUUCUUUCACUCGAGAUUGAUUAUUUGUUUUCGUUCUCUCUUUUUUCCCCCCUCUUUCCUGUUUUCUGGUUUAAUCUAUAGAUUUCUUUUUCUGGGUUUUACGUUUUUUGAAUAUUGAGUGCCUGUAAGAAAAGAUUCUAUGGCUGUGGUGCUCUUGCUCUUGUUAUUGGUAGCCUCUGCGGUUUCUGCUGACGAAGAUUCUUUCAUCGGUGUCAAUGUUGGUACUGCCGUAUCAGACAUGCCAAGCCCAACUCAGGUGGUGGCCCUUCUUAAGGCUCAGAAUAUCAGACAUGUCAGGCUCUAUGAUGCUGAUCGAGCCAUGCUGCUCGCACUUGCCAACACAGGCAUCCGUGUAACAGUUUCUGUUCCUAAUGAGCAGCUCCUUGGGAUUGGUCAAUCCAAUGCUACUGCAGCUAACUGGGUUGCUCGCAAUGUAAUAGCCCAUGUUCCUGCCACCAACAUUACUGCCAUAGCAGUUGGAUCCGAAGUUCUAACCACCCUCCCAAAUGCUGCCCCAGUCUUAGUCUCUGCCCUAAAGUUCAUCCACUCUGCCCUUGUUGCAUCUAAUCUUGAUGGCCAAAUUAAAGUUUCUACUCCACACUCUUCUUCUAUCAUCCUAGACUCCUUUCCUCCUUCCCAAGCUUUCUUUAAUCGCUCAUGGGACCCAGUCAUGGUUCCCUUGAUGAAAUUUUUGCAGUCAACUAGGUCAUACUUCAUGCUAAAUGUAUAUCCGUAUUAUGAUUACAUGCAAUCAAAUGGUGUGAUCCCUUUGGACUAUGCGCUUUUUCGUCCCCUCCCUCCUAACAAGGAAGCUGUGGAUGCUAACACGCUUCUUCACUACACAAAUGUAUUUGAUGCUGUAGUUGAUGCGGCAUAUUUUGCAAUGUCCUAUCUAAACUUCACCAAUGUCCCCAUUGUUGUUACUGAGUCUGGUUGGCCCUCCAAAGGUGACUCCAAUGAGCCAGAUGCGACAAUUGACAAUGCAAACACUUACAACAGUAACUUAAUUAGGCAUGUCCUUAAUAACACUGGCACUCCCAAACAUCCAGGGAUUGCAGUUAGUACUUAUAUUUAUGAGCUUUAUAAUGAGGAUUCAAGACCUGGACCGGUUUCUGAGAAGAACUGGGGACUUUUUAAUGCCAAUGGAGUUCCAGUUUAUGUCUUGCACUUGACAGGUGCUGGUACUGUGUUGGCAAAUGACACUACAAACCAGACGUUUUGUGUUGCGAAGGAGGGUUCUGACCCAAAGAUGCUACAGGCAGCACUGGACUGGGCUUGUGGACCAGGAAAAGUCGAUUGCUCGCCUUUAUUGCAAGGCCAACAAUGUUAUGAGCCAGACAAUGUGGUUGCACAUUCAACAUAUGCCUUUAAUGCUUAUUUCCAGUCGAUGGCCAAGUCUCCAGGGACCUGUGAUUUUAAAGGGGUGGCUACCAUCACUACCACUGACCCAAGUCAUGGUUCUUGUAAAUUUCCUGGAAGCUCUGGGAGAAAUGGCACCUUGACAAAUACCACAUCACUUGCCCCAUCUUCCAAUUCAACAAGUUCUGACAGCCCUCCACUACAUAUCCAUAAUGUGGAUCCUUUCACAAUCUCUGUGAUAGGUGCUUUGCUAACGAGUACAGUUUUCUUGUAAAACUGGAUGUUUGUAUGACGUGCAAAUCUCGGAUGCCAGUCAUUUGGAAAUUUUGGUUUCAAUUCUCUUGUACAACUUGCAGCAUUCCCAAUUUUGGUCCUCUUGGAUAGGAGUAUAAGGGGUGGCAGGAUGUAGUUCUAUGUUCUAACAUGAGUAUGGUCAUUUGUUCUUGUACAAAACCAUCCAAAAGGAUUGCUUGGAUUUUUUUGUAACUAUUAGGGUGACAUGGUUGUAUUCUUUGAACAGGAUUCAUGACUUGUUCAUUCUAUUCAGUAGUAUGGUGAUUAUGUUAGGUUGUUCAGAAUUUGAUUUCUUGUUUCUUCCAGCUACCUGUUGCCCACACGAACAGAGGAGAAUUCUGCUGGAGUUUUUUUGAUCCGAGUCUCACAAAUUUGUAAUCACAUCUUCAUUGUUUUUACCCUAUUGAGCAUUGCAUUCUUUGCUUGAAC
Molecule: messenger RNA, 2353 nt
Organism: Manihot esculenta (cassava)
Lineage: Eukaryota; Viridiplantae; Streptophyta; Magnoliopsida; Malpighiales; Euphorbiaceae
Product: glucan endo-1,3-beta-glucosidase 3
Exons: 4
Coding region: 411-1904 (497 amino acids)
Biological process (GO): carbohydrate metabolic process
Cellular component (GO): plasma membrane
Molecular function (GO): hydrolase activity, hydrolyzing O-glycosyl compounds
Source: RefSeq, a predicted model, not a curated record